AUGCCUUAUGGAUGGUAUAUGGACGUUGUCAGUAUUGGUGGUUUAUGUGGAGAGUUCUGCACUGAAAAGUGGCCUCUUCCGGAAGUGCGCAAGGGUUACGCAUUGAUGGUGUUAGUGAUGCAGUUCAUAUUUCCAUUCGCAACAAUGGCUGUGUGCUAUUACACGAUAUUCUCCCAAGCUUCGCAAAGGACGGAGUCGAAACUGAAGAAGCUCAGCGAACGAUCACAGCUGUUGGAAAGUGCCACCGGGAACUCGUCACCGUCGACGAAAAACGACGGUGGACCGCACACGCUCACACAUGAAGAACAACAGCGUCUUUCAGUGCUGGCUUCUCAAAGAAGAACCACCACAAUUUUAGCCUCUAUGAUUAUCUUCAGGUGUUGCUGUUUGGGUUCACAUGGCUUCCACACAACUGUCUACACUUUGAUUAUCGAGUACGACGAAUCAUUUUUCCACAAUGGCGAAAGUGACAACACCUACAUCGUUUCGAUGAUCGCACACCUCAUUUCGAUGACGACAAACGUAGCAAACCCUAUACUCUAUGCAUGGCUUAAUCCAUCCUUCAAGGAAAUGCUGCUCACAUCCAUUAGAGGCAAAACAAGGAAACAGGACAAGCAAUCUGCCAAAGACACCAUUAUCCGGGUAACCAAACCAUCUGAAAGUACUCAGGAAAAGGCCUUCUAA
Messenger RNA from Cooperia oncophora, 684 nucleotides. The record is from the annotation of a GenBank genome assembly. NCBI's taxonomy places the organism in Eukaryota, Metazoa, Nematoda, Chromadorea, Rhabditida, Trichostrongylidae.